AUGGACAGAAGUUGGAUGUUUGUUAGAGAUAGGUUUCACAACCCUGACUUCACCAAUGGUUUAAAAACAUUUCUGAAUGCUGUGAAACAACACCUAGAUCAUGAAAAUAAGACGUGUUGCCCCUGUGUUAAAUGUCAAAAUGCCUUGCCAUGUCUUUCUCUACCCGAGAUAUGCAAACAUAUACUUGUAAAUGGGUUUGCACAAAAUUACACGACAUGGACUGAGUACGGGGAAGAUUUUGUUGAUGUCGCAGAUGAUCAAAUGUAUGAAGAUUUUGAAAGUGACAGCGAGGAUGAUGAUGAUGACAAUGCUAUAAUGUUGGACAUAUUAAAUGAUGUGCAAGGGGCUAUAAGUAUGGAGACAGAUGAUGAGAACGAUAUUCAUGUUAACAAAUAUGAUUAUUUGUUUAAUGAAGCUCAACGAGAACUGUACCUGGGCUGUACAAAGUUCUCUACAUUAUCUUUUAUUAUAAAAUUAAUGCAUAUCAAGAUAGAUGGCCGUUGGAGCAAUAAAAGUUUUAAAAAUCUACUAAAAUUGUUAAAUGACUCAUAUCCAAAAGGUACAUCCAUACCAACAUCGAACUAUGAAGCCAAAAAUAUGUUGUUGGAAUUGGGUUUGGGGUAUGAAUCCAUACAUGCAUGCAUGUAUGACUGUGCACUAUUUUAUGGGAAAGAGAAUAAGAAACUGGAUGAAUGUCCAGUGUGCAAGGAGUCGAGAUACAAGUCUUGUGAUGGCAAACGCAAGAAAGUUCCACAAAAAGUCUUGCGUUAUUUUCCAUUGAAGCCGAGACUUUGGUGGUUGUAUAUGUCGAGACAUACAGCGACUAAAAUGAAAUGGCAUAAAAGAAGAAGACAAAAUGAAGAGGGUUUCCUACGACAUCCAGCUAAUUCUGCCGAAUGGAAACACUUUGAUCAGGAGUAUCCAGACUUUGCUGCGGAUUAUUGA
This is a messenger RNA of Asparagus officinalis (garden asparagus), 945 nucleotides long. RefSeq lists its product as uncharacterized. The coding region runs from base 1 to 945 and encodes 314 amino acids. NCBI's taxonomy places the organism in Eukaryota, Viridiplantae, Streptophyta, Magnoliopsida, Asparagales, Asparagaceae. The record is from RefSeq and is a predicted model, not a curated record. The transcript has a single exon.